AUGCCUAGCGUCAAGAGAAGAAGAGCUGGGGACGACGAGGAUGCCACGACGCCACGCAAACGCCGCGCAUCGCCUGCGCACGACGACCACGCCGACGACCAAGACACAACGACGCCGUCGAGGGCGCAAAAUGGCGUCAAGUCUCUGGCCAAGGACCUGCAUCGGGCAAAGCUGAACGGUGCCUCGAACGGGCCUGAAACGCCCCGUUCACAGCGCAGGGUCCUGUUCGCUACCCCGUCAAAGCACCACGACGAUGAACCCGAGGCUGGGACCCCUACGAUUGUCCGGAACGCCGAUAGAUCUGCCCGACGAAAGAGCGCAAGACGCUUGCUCGAGCGCACGAUCAACGGCGAUCCCAGCGACGACGAGGAGGCUUUGGAAGAGGAGAAUGCACUAGCCAGGCAGAUAUGGGAUGAGGACGAGGCGGAUGAGUUGGGAGAGGACGAGGGCGCAACUCUUGCCGAUGAACCUGCGGUUCCGGAAACACCGUCGAAGCGGGGGAGGGGAAGGCCAAAGGGCAGCAAAAACCGGAAGCGCAGCCUUACACCCCCGGGGGACCUCCCUCCAAACGAGCAGUACUUUUACCAAAACCGGCCGGGGGGUGCAAAGACGUCAAACAACACGUUGCCGUCGCAUUCGGUUCUGAACCACGACGAGUACUUUGCGCAAAUGCAGAAAUACAAGGAUCCGCACGACCCUGACAAGGAAUUCCUGCUUUCGUUACACUCCCGCUCCUUUGACCAGUGGGCUUAUGAGCUAGAGCACGGCUUCAACAUCUGUCUGUACGGCUACGGCUCGAAACGUGGGCUAGCAGAAGACUUUGCCAGUCAUCUAUACCAGCACUACAGCGCCGCAUCUCCCAAUCCCAAAAACGCGCCCAAAAUCAUAAUAAUCAACGGCUACAACCCCGCCCUAACAGCCAAAGACAUCCUCACCACGAUCCUCACGACCCUGGUGCCCAGCUCCCUCAAGCUGCCCGCGCAGGCGCCCCUCCUCCUAAACCUCCUCCUCACGAGCCUGAGCACCAAGCCCCCCACGCAGCCCCUAACCCUCGUCAUCAACUCGAUGGACGCGCCGCCGCUGCGCCGCCCAGGCACGCAGCCGCUGCUCGCGCAGCUCGCCGCACACCCCAGCAUCUCCCUCGUCGCGACCGCCGACUCGCCCAUCUUCCCCCUCCUCUGGGACCAGAGCCUGCGCUCGCAGCUGCGCCUGCUGUUCCACGACUGCACGACGUUCGCGCCGUACGCGCCUGUCGAGCUCGACGCCGUCGAGGCCUUCAACGAGCUGCUGGGCCGCAGCGGACGCCGCGUUGCUGGCCGCGAUGGCGUCGGCUUCGUCUUGCGCAGUUUGCCUGAGAAUGCCCGCGGCUUGUUUCGUAUCCUUGUUGCUGAGCAGCUCGCUGCUACGGCUGAUGAUGACGAUGCUGAUGCUGCUCAGGCUGCGGCGCAGGCGGCGGCUCAGGUGCCUGCUGUCGGUGUGGAGUACAGGGUGCUGUACCACAAGGCUGUUGAGGAGUUUGUGUGCAGCAAUGAGAUGAGCUUCCGGACUCUACUGAAGGAGUUCCAUGAUCACCAGAUGAUUGAGAGCCGGAAGGAUGCGGGCGGUGUGGAGAGGCUGUGGGUGCCGUUCCGGCGGGAGGAUCUGGAGAGUUUGCUGGAGGAGCUCGUGUGA
Molecule: messenger RNA, 1671 nt
Organism: Aplosporella prunicola CBS 121167
Lineage: Eukaryota; Fungi; Ascomycota; Dothideomycetes; Botryosphaeriales; Aplosporellaceae
Exons: 2
Coding region: 1-1671 (556 amino acids)
Biological process (GO): DNA replication
Cellular component (GO): nuclear origin of replication recognition complex; nucleus
Molecular function (GO): DNA replication origin binding
Source: RefSeq, a predicted model, not a curated record